Molecule: messenger RNA, 7231 nt
Organism: Cygnus olor (mute swan)
Lineage: Eukaryota; Metazoa; Chordata; Aves; Anseriformes; Anatidae
Gene: UNC5C
Product: unc-5 netrin receptor C
Exons: 17
Coding region: 257-3109 (950 amino acids)
Biological process (GO): netrin-activated signaling pathway
Cellular component (GO): membrane
Molecular function (GO): netrin receptor activity; protein binding
Source: RefSeq, a predicted model, not a curated record
GGCGGGCGGCGCAGCCCCUCUCCCUAGCCCGGCCCGGCCCGGCCCCCGCCCGUCCCCGCCCCGCGGGCUGCGGGCUGGAGGCAGCCGUGCCGAGCCGAGCCGAGCCGUGCCGAGCCGCCCUCGGGAAAGCAUCUCGCCGCCGUGCUCCGCGCCCCUCCGCGCCCGGCCAUGCUGUGCCGCUGCCCCCCCCCGGCCAGCGGAGCAGCCCCCCGCGCAGCCUGAGCGCCUCCGGGAAGCGGCGCUCCGCGCUCCGGCCAUGGGGAAGGGGCUGGAGGGCACGGCGGCCCGCUGCGGGCUGGGACUGGGAUACCUGCUGCACACCGUGGUGCUCCCCGCGCUGGCCGUCCUGGGGGCCAGCCGGCCCGGCUCCGCCGCGCAAGAUGAUGAUUUUUUUCAUGAACUUCCAGAAACUUUUCCUUCUGAUCCUCCAGAGCCACUACCCCACUUUCUCAUUGAACCUGAAGAGGCUUACAUUGUGAAAAACAAGCCUGUGAAUCUGUACUGCAAAGCGAGCCCAGCCACGCAGAUCUAUUUUAAGUGCAACAGUGAAUGGGUUCAUCAGAAGGACCAUGUGGUGGAUGAGAGAGUAGAUGAAACCUCUGGUCUGAUUGUCCGAGAAGUAAGCAUCGAGAUUUCCCGCCAGCAAGUGGAGGAGCUCUUCGGGCCAGAAGACUAUUGGUGCCAGUGCGUCGCCUGGAGCUCUGCCGGCACCACCAAGAGCAGGAAAGCCUACGUCCGUAUUGCAUAUCUCCGGAAGACUUUUGAGCAGGAGCCCCUGGGGAAAGAAGUGUCCCUGGAGCAAGAGGUCCUGCUCCAGUGCCGUCCCCCUGAAGGCAUCCCAGUAGCUGAGGUGGAGUGGCUGAAGAAUGAAGAAGUGAUUGACCCUGUGGAAGACCGAAAUUUUUACAUCACCAUUGAUCACAACCUGAUCAUCAAGCAAGCCCGGCUUUCUGACACAGCCAACUACACCUGUGUCGCCAAAAACAUCGUGGCCAAAAGGAAAAGCACUACAGCGACUGUGAUCGUAUAUGUGAACGGUGGCUGGUCUACCUGGACGGAGUGGUCAGUGUGCAACAGCCGAUGUGGGAGAGGCUUUCAGAAGCGCACCAGGACAUGCACCAACCCUGCCCCACUCAACGGCGGUGCCUUCUGCGAGGGCCAAAGCGUUCAGAAAAUAGCUUGCACCACCCUGUGUCCAGUGGAUGGCAAGUGGACGUCCUGGAGCAAGUGGUCCACGUGCGGCACGGAGUGCACCCACUGGCGCCGGAGGGAGUGCACGGCCCCGGCGCCAAAGAACGGGGGGAAGGACUGCGAGGGGCUGGUGCUGCAGUCCAAGAACUGCACGGAUGGGCUCUGCAUGCAGGGUUUCAUUUAUCCUAUUUCAACUGAACAGAGAACCCAGAAUGAAUAUGGAUUUUCUUCUGCUCCUGACUCAGAUGAUGUUGCUCUCUACGUCGGGAUCGUCAUCGCCGUGAUCGUGUGCCUGGCUAUUUCUGUGGUUGUGGCCCUCUUCGUCUAUCGCAAGAAUCACCGUGACUUCGAGUCAGACAUUAUCGACUCCUCGGCGCUAAAUGGAGGAUUUCAGCCUGUUAAUAUCAAGGCUGCAAGGCAAGACCUCCUGGCAGUGCCACCAGACCUCACUUCUGCAGCAGCCAUGUACAGGGGUCCUGUUUAUGCUUUGCAUGAUGUCUCUGAUAAAAUUCCGAUGACCAAUUCUCCAAUCCUGGACCCCCUGCCCAACCUGAAGAUUAAGGUCUAUAAUACUUCCGGUGCAGUCACCCCCCAGGAUGACCUCUCUGACUUCUCCUCCAAGCUGUCCCCACAGAUUACCCAGUCCCUGCUGGAGAAUGAGACCCUGAACAUGAAGAAUCAGAGCCUUGCUCGGCAAACAGAUCCAUCGUGUACUGCAUUUGGGACCUUCAACUCCUUAGGGGGCCACCUAAUAAUUCCCAAUUCAGGAGUGAGCUUGCUGAUCCCAGCGGGGGCCGUUCCCCAGGGGAGAGUCUAUGAGAUGUAUGUGACAGUUCACAGGAAGGAGAGCAUGAGGCCUCCUGUAGAAGACAGCCAGACCCUGCUGACGCCGGUGGUGAGCUGUGGGCCCCCAGGAGCACUGCUAACCCGGCCCGUUGUGUUGACCAUGCACCACUGCGCAGAACCCAACACAGAUGACUGGCAGAUCCACCUGAAGCACCAGGCUGCCCAAGGGCCGUGGGAGGAUGUGGUGGUAGUCGGGGAGGAAAACUUCACCACCCCAUGCUACAUCCAGCUGGACCCCGAGGCCUGCCAUAUCCUGACAGAGACCCUCAGCACAUACGCCUUGGUGGGACAGUCCAUCACCAAAGCAGCAGCCAAACGUCUCAAACUGGCCAUCUUUGGACCACUGUCCUGCUCUUCGCUGGAGUACAACAUCCGCGUCUACUGCCUCGAUGACACGCAGGAUGCCCUUAAGGAGGUCCUCCAGCUCGAGCGGCAGAUGGGUGGGCAGCUUUUGGAGGAACCCAAAACUUUGCAUUUUAAGGGAAGUACCCACAACCUCCGCUUGUCCAUUCAUGACAUUGCCCACUCUCUCUGGAAGAGCAAACUGCUGGCUAAAUACCAGGAGAUUUCUUUUUACCACAUCUGGAGCGGGUGCCAGAGGAACCUGCACUGCACCUUCACUCUGGAAAGGUUCAGCCUCAAUACCCUGGAGCUGGUCUGCAAACUCUGCGUGCGGCAAGUCGAAGGAGAAGGGCAGAUCUUCCAGCUGAACUGCUCCGUGUCAGAGGAGCCAACUGGCAUCGAUUACCCCGUCAUGGACUCAGCAGGCACCAUCACCACGAUAGUUGGUCCCAACGCAUUCAGCAUCCCCCUCCCGAUCCGGCAGAAGCUCUGCAGCAGCCUGGAUGCACCCCAGACCAGGGGCCAUGACUGGAGGAUGCUGGCCCACAAGCUGAAACUGGACAGGUACCUAAAUUAUUUUGCUACGAAAUCGAGUCCCACCGGGGUGAUCCUGGAUCUCUGGGAAGCCCAGAAUUUCCCUGACGGCAACCUGAGCAUGCUGGCAGCAGUUCUGGAAGAAAUGGGAAGACAUGAAACCGUGGUUUCUUUGGCAGCAGAAGGAAAUUACUGAUACAGCCUUGGCGUGAACAGGAAGGACAGACACAGGGAGCGGUAAAGCCCUGUUAUUGCAAACGAAAAUUGAAAUGAAAACCCAGACCAAUGAGUUACACAAGAGACAUUUCAGAGAAGAAAGCAAGCAAACAAACAGAAAAAAAUAUACAGCCCUGACCUUCACAUGUGCUCUCCUUGUACAUUAUCACAGGAUCUAAGAGAAAUCAUGCAAAGUUGUACCUUGAAAAUAUAAAUCAACCUAAUGUUCCUCUUGGCUUGGCUGUACACUGCUUGGUACAGGAUUUUACAGUUUCCUAGGAAACGCUUUUUAUUGCUAUCCAGAUAUAUGGAUAAACUUUCUUAACAAUCCCAGUUUCUAUGGAUGUUGUUUACAUCAAAUUCUGGACAGGGGUAAGGAGACUGUCCAUGGCUCUUUAUAUUUUUUGUUUAAAGCCAUUCUAGACAAGGCUGUGGACAGUUGGUUGUGGCUAUUUCAGAUUAUUGGUUUCUGGUGAAUUCAGAUUUUGGCUACAAUUCCACGCAUCGAUUGUCUCACAAUGAUCCUCCUGUCAUUAUUCUGUUUCCUAGACCUACCUGUAAAAAAAAAAAAAAAAAGAAAAAAAAAGAAAAAAAAAUCUGUGUUUAUAGGUGUGCAUCUGGAAAGCAGGUACUCUGGGUGCUAAGCAGGAACACAUGUACUGUUCCCAUCCUUCCCCGAGGGAGCCCCACCGAGCUUUUGUGGAAAAAGGCUGUAGGGCAGUGGGGACUGUAGGAUAGGAGUCAAUUUUUCUCAAUUCAAAGUGUAACCAGACCCUUUCUACCCCUUUGUGAUAUGGUGGGGCCAGAUAUGCAAUUCCAAGUAGUUGGGGGGGGGGGGGGGCGGGGGAGAAACCCAGAAAAAAAAAAAAAAAAAGAGCAUUUGCUAUCAUAAUUAUUUACUAAUUAGUAUCUAGUGCAAGGAUUAUAAUGAUUAUUAUUAUUAUCAUUAUUACUUUAUUUGUAGUUCUGUCAGCAGCAGGAUGAGUUGUUCCCAUUUUUAUUGAGCCUGUUUUCCCCUUCCUGAAGGUCUUCUAAGAUGCUAGAAGACCUCUGUAUGCCGGCUGUCCUUCCUUUCUCCAGCCAUCCUCCAAAGUCCUCUGCCGGCCCACAAGGGUUGCUCACCCCGUGUUGUCCUUGCUGUGCUCAAUGCCUGCCGCAAAGGUGGUGCAAAUUGUUGAUGCUUCACUGAAGUCACUGAGCUGUGCCUGCAGAGGCUCUAGCCCUGCACCCCUCUCUGCAGCCAGCUAGGACAUUUGGCACCACCCCGAUCUGCUGUCCUGGGAGCAGUCCUGACCCUAAGUGGCUGUGAUGUCUUGCUUGGCCCUAUCCAUCCUCCCAGUCCAAAUACACAGAGCCCACAGGUACAGACAAAGGCAUACAAUGUAUGGAGGUGCUGAUGCUGACCACCCGAUUUUUGUGCUCAGUGUGGCCUCUGUAUGUCUUCUGUAUUAUCCCACCAGGAGCGUUUGUCCCUCUGCCACGUCCCUCCUGGCCACCGCAAACAGGUGAUACGGGAGCUUGGCAAAAGGAGCUACCUAUUGUUUCUAUCAGUUGUCACUGCAAACAUAUUUCAUUUUCUGCUCCGUGAAAAGACUGACUACUUAGUACAGCACAGCGCAUCGCAUCGCAGUGCUUUUACUGCCAGCCCUGGUUGUCCUCUGUCCACUUUCUUCCCCAGCCCAUCCACGCCACACGUGUUCCCACUUCAUGUUCUUCCUCAGACCUGAGCUGCUGGUUUUUGUUGUUGGAUUUAUUUAUUUUUGUCAUUUUGUGUGUGUCUGUUUGUUUGCUUUUCCCAAGGCUUUCAAAACUGCGACUUUAAAGGUAACUUUGAAAAUGUCAUUGGUCAAAAUGAAAGGAAAAUUUAAUCUGACCUUUUUCCCAUUUGACAUUUCCAUAGGCUUGGGAUGUUUUGUUUUUAAUUUCUCAGCUCUCUGACACCAGCGGUGCUUUCAUUACACGCUGGGCAGUGUUCACAAAGCACUCUUUUUCUCAGCAGUUACCCAGCAGCUAGCAAACCAGACUUCCAGUCAAAUCCAGGGACCAGAGGACAUAAAUUUUAACUUUCCACAUCAGUUGAAAGUUGCACAUUUUGCCUGUGUAAUCCCCUCCUUCUGUGAACACGGAGAUGCCAAAAAGCAUCCUUUCCACAAACAUCCAUUUUGUUUUUCACCUUGGGCAGCUAAUGCAGCACUCUGCAAUGCUAAUGGAAAUCUUGCUUUCAACUUCAGGAGGCUUCGACUGGGGCUUCCAGCUCUGCCCUUUUCCUGCAGCUUUUUACCCAUCUUGGAGCUAUAAUAUAGCUCCAGGGCUUAGCUUUUCUCCCUCCUGUGCCCUAUUCAGGUGUAACUACUUGUAUGUAGUGCGUGCUUCUUCACCGUUCCUGUGCAUUCUUCCUGUGUGACUCCUCUUCCAAGGCAGGUGCAUGAUCUUAACUUUCAGCUCCUUCCCCUUUUCAUCUCAGUCUGUUAUCUGGCGUCCAGGAUCACUUGUACUCCCUGUGUACACUGUGUUAUUUUGCUAGGUGGGAAACGUGUGCACCCUUCUCCCUGGGGCCUUGCAGAGAAGUGUCCCAUAGCUAUCUGUAUCACUUCAAGACGAUGCUCCUUUUGCCAGCUAUCUGACCUAUCCCACCCCCAAUACACUCUUCAAGGGAAAUUGAUGAUUAAUAUUCUUAAAAUAUUCUGAAUCUGGGGCAUUAUCCUUCUAUUGCUCUAAAAGAGAUUUAUAUGGAGGGAGGAGUAUCCACAGGGAAUGGCAGUGGAGGACAUCACAGGGAGAUGGAGCUGGUCUUCUUCCAUCCUGCCUGCUCAGAAACCUUUCCUUGCCUGCUGAUGUCCCAGGUCAGUUUCUCCCUCCGCUGCUCUGUCAGCCUUUGCAGGGACCACGCAAGCUGCCCCUCGGUCCCUCCGCAGAUCCACAUCUCACCGCAGCAGCUCUGCCAUCGCUGCUCGCAUGAGCUCCCUCCCCAGCUAAAGCUCCCCGCACUCAUUCUUCUUUUUCAAUUUCUUCCGAGGCCAAGCCUCGUGGCAGGGCGCGCAGCUGGGGAGAGGGCUUUGGGACGGGGCUCUGGACCCCCUGGUGUCCCCCCAAGAAAGGAGAGAGGGGAGCAGGACCAGCCAGCCGUGCUGGCGAUGCAUUUUGGUGGUCCCUCUGCCUGAAGUGCGUGGACACACUGCCAUCUCGUGGGGCAGCGCCCGAUCGCGACCACGGCUUCGUUGGCCGGAGAAACAUCGUCCCGGCAAGAAGGGUUUCCCCUGGGACGGCUCUUCCAAACGGCCCAUCGGUUUGGCAGACAGGACCAGCUCCUGCGAGUUAUUGUAAUGUUUUUCGUGUCAGGUGAGCACGUUUGGUUUAGAAAAUGACUGCAGGCUUCUUAUCCUCCAGUUGUUGCUACUUUUUUAAGUGCUUAUCCUUUUGGUUGUCCACCCUCGGUUGCGUGCUGUAGCAGUUUUGCUGCUCUUCACACCAUCUCUUCGUUACAUGUUGAUUGCUAGUGAUAUAAAUAAUAUAUAUAUAUUAUAUAAAUAUAUAUAAAAUAUCUACUGACUUCAAGGAAAACCUUUGAUUUCUGAGUUAGAAACACUAUUGGAGGCAGUCCUUUUCACCUGAUUUUCUUCAGUUCUUCUUGUGUUGUGUUCUUGUAAAGGUGGCCGUCAGUGUAUAGGGUAAGUUUGGGUUUGUUUUUUGUUUUGUUUUGUUUUGUUAAAAAAAAAAAAACUGACACAGCCAAUCCAUUGUAUCACACCAAACAGUGCAAGAUCUAAGUAUUGUUUUAAUGACUCCUGAAAGUUUUGAGGCAGUGAGGGUCUCUUGUGUCAAGAUUUGCUUCCAUGGGAGACUAAGACUUUUCUGAAUCGCUGACAGAAAUGCAGACACUCAUGAGACAUGUUGGAGUCUGGGAUGCGCACAGAGCAAAACAUGUCUGUUACUUGGGUUUCUUGCUAUUUCUGUUGCUUACAUAUAGAAUAAAUGUAUUUACAUGCUGUAAGCCCGUCAUUGUGGACAGUGUCCUAAUGUCUCGUAUUGCUACCUAAAAUAGUUUCUUUUGGGUUCUCGUUUCUCCUUUUCUUCUUGUUUUUUUUUGGGGGGAGGGGGGAAU